AUGUUCAAGAACGCAAAAUUGUUGCUGGCAAAUAGGCAACUUAUCGGUUGCACCUACACACAAUUCACAGCUGCCGGCAGAAACGUGAACUGUCCUCAACGAGACUUCUUCGCUUUUAGUGAUCUGACAAACAAGAACCGGGAAUAUGCCAAAAAGGAGUUAAUUGGAUACUCGAUGCAAGAAAUGUAUGAUGUGGUCGCCGACGUAUCGAACUAUUAUAAGUUUGUGCCAUACGUGAAGAAAUCACUCGUACACAGUAAGCGUAAUGACGGCUUCAAGGCUGACUUAAUUGUCGGUUUCCCACCGCUGAAUGAAAGUUAUACAUCAAAUGUUUCGCUUCAAAAUCCUGUGCUGGUAUAA
Molecule: messenger RNA, 360 nt
Organism: Anastrepha ludens (Mexican fruit fly)
Lineage: Eukaryota; Metazoa; Arthropoda; Insecta; Diptera; Tephritidae
Product: coenzyme Q-binding protein COQ10, mitochondrial-like
Exons: 3
Coding region: 1-360 (119 amino acids)
Biological process (GO): cellular respiration; ubiquinone biosynthetic process
Cellular component (GO): mitochondrion
Molecular function (GO): ubiquinone binding
Source: RefSeq, a predicted model, not a curated record